UUAUCUCCCAGAUAACAAAAGCUUGCGGUAGCCAGUUUUUUUUUCCAACAGCCAAAUGCAUAAAUAAAGUUUCCUGGAUUUAAUAACUUCAUUACUGCUGAUCGUACGAAGAUGUGGCAUAUAUUCUCUCUAGUGCUGUUAUGUGCACUAAGCCAAGGUGCUUUCGGGGCAGCGUGCCAGAGGCGUGUCUGCUACCACACAAACUGGUCCCAGUACCGACAGGAACCAGGUAAAUUCAUGCCAGGUAACAUCGACCCCCAUCUCUGCACCCACAUCAUCUACGCCUUCGCCAAGCUAAGUAACAACGAGUUAGCGGCCUUUGAGUGGAACGAUGAGGACACCGACUGGGCUAAAGGACUCUACUCCAAGUUCAAUGACCUAAAACAAGUAAACCCGCAAAUGAAGACCCUCCUAGCUGUGGGGGGCUACAACCUGGGCUCGGCUCCAUUCUCUCAAGUUGUGGCUGACUCGGGCACACGACAACAUUUUAUUCAAACCUCCAUCAAAUUCCUGAGGGACCACAACUUCGAUGGCCUUGAUCUUGACUGGGAGUACCCAGCGUUGAGAGGAAGUGGACCCGAAGACAAGCACAGGUUUACCCAGUUGGUUGAGGAACUGUCCGCAGCCUUUGACCAAGAGCAUGGAUCCAGUGGAAAACCCAGGCUCUUGCUGUCUGCUGCUGUUGCUGCUGGUAAAGACAACAUUGAUGCGGCCUAUGAGAUCAGUGCCAUAGCCAGCAAACUGGACUUCAUCAACCUCAUGUCCUACGACUUCCACGGCAGCUGGGACCCGUUCACUGGACACAACAGUCCACUCUACGGCCAUCCUUCUGACUCAGGGGCCAAUGCAAACUAUUACAUUGAUUUCGCUGCCAAGUACUGGGUGUCUAAAGGGGCUCCAAAAGAAAAACUGAACAUUGGUUUGGGAACCUACGGCAGAACCUUCACUUUGUCUGACCCCAACAGACACAAUGUUGGCGACCCUACUACUGGACCCGGUCCAGCCGGAAGACUGACCCGUGAGGCCGGAUUUAUGGCAUACUACGAGGUUUGUGAACUGAUCAAAAGUGGUGCAACGGUGUACCGUAUCCCAGAACAGCAAGUCCCAUACCUUGUCCAGGGUAACCUCUGGGUAGGAUAUGAUGAUCCGGAGAGUUUGAGAAACAAGGUCAAGUACAUCAAGGACAACGGCUACGGUGGUAGUAUGAUCUGGGCCCUGGAUCUGGACGACUUCUCUGGAACUCUGUGUGGGCUCGGGGCUUACCCCCUGACCCACGCCAUCAGUGACGAGUGUGGGUCAGCACCCACUGGCAACAGCGUCACCCUAGCGCCGGUCGUCACGUCUCAGCCCGUGGGCGGAGUUGUCACGACGCACGCACCAGUUGUAACACACACAGAUGCGCCAGUACAUUCAGGAGGAGAUAUUAAUACCAUCUGCAAAGAUCAGCAUCUGAGUGACGGAAUCCACGAGUACCCCGGCAACUGCGCCAGCUUCAUCGAAUGUGCCGGCGGUCAGACCUUCAUCAUGCAAUGCGGGGCGGGAACUGUGUUCAACAAGGACACCAAAAACUGCGAUUUUCCCGCCAAUGUCCGUGGCUGUUAGAAACGCUGAUAGCUUUUAAUCUUUUAUGGAGAAAUUUUUUAUAAAGGAAAUUUCAGUUAUAAAUAAAGUAUAUUUGAAUUGUCUAUUUUGUUUUGUUUUCAAAUAUUCUAUUCUUUGGGUAGUAGUCGUUAGACAAAUAUGUAGCUUUAAUGAUAAAACAACAGUCAAUGAUUUAAUAUAUUUCUUACUUAUUCAGACGUUGAUUAAAAAAUAAUCUCAAUACAUGUAGGCUAUAUAUAGAAAUCUGGCUACAUAAAUAGUAGGUAAGUUUGUGACAAGAUUACUCUAUUUUUCAAGAAGAAUCUUUGAGCGAAGAAAUUUACAAUAUACUGGUUUAUGAGUGUACGAAGUAGAAUUAUCUAAUUAUGAAGGUUUUGGAGAAACUUCCGGUUAACUUCUACGUUUUUCAUCGCUUAUAGUAGAGUGAUCGCUUGCAUUAUUGUGAUGUAUAGCAUUUAUUUUCUACUUUUUAGUUCAAUCAGAAAACGUGGGUUUUUUAAAACUUUUUUAAUGAUAAUUAUUUGUCUUUUCCUCUUGUAUUAGAAAUUCAAGUGAUAUUUUCUUGAAUAUGAAAGACUGGCCAGGUCUUAUUUGUAUUGUUUCUUUUGCUUUUAACAUAUAAACCUUUGUGACGUCAAAUGAAGAUAAAUAAAUGUAUUAGCUGUGUGUUACUAA
Molecule: messenger RNA, 2277 nt
Organism: Physella acuta
Lineage: Eukaryota; Metazoa; Mollusca; Gastropoda; Physidae
Product: chitinase-3-like protein 1
Biological process (GO): carbohydrate metabolic process; chitin catabolic process
Cellular component (GO): extracellular region
Molecular function (GO): chitin binding; chitinase activity
Source: RefSeq, a predicted model, not a curated record